Molecule: messenger RNA, 1414 nt
Organism: Plectropomus leopardus (leopard coralgrouper)
Lineage: Eukaryota; Metazoa; Chordata; Actinopteri; Perciformes; Serranidae
Gene: allc
Product: allantoicase
Biological process (GO): allantoin catabolic process
Molecular function (GO): allantoicase activity
Source: RefSeq, a predicted model, not a curated record
GAGGCUCUGUGAGGUCUGUGAGGUGUUUUUCAGGCUCCAGCUGAGCGAGCAGCCACGUUUACCUUUUGUUUUGUGUUUCAGACUAGACAAGAGUCAGGAUGGCCAAGAGGAGAGCGGCGGUGACGGCGGUGGCCGAGCCCGACUUCCUGCAGUUUAAUGAUCUGGCCUGUGAGGCGGUCGGAGGGAAGGUUAUUUUUGCAACAGACGAAUGGUUCGCUCCUGCUGCCAACCUGCUGAAGAGGGAGCCACCGCAAUUCAUCGCCUCCGCCUUCACUGAGUUUGGGAAGUGGAUGGAUGGAUGGGAGACAAGGAGAAAGAGAAUAACAGGUCACGACUGGUGCAUCGUCCAGCUAGGAGUGCCGGGGCUGAUCUACGGCGUCGAUGUCGACACGUCCUUCUUCACUGGAAACCACUCACCUCACGUCUCCAUCCAGGCCGCCUGUCUGGACGAGGCGCCGACCUUCAGCCUGGAGGGAGACCGUACUGGCACGGCGGCGUCCGACAGCCAGCUGGCUGCUGUUGCCAAGCUAGGCUCAAAGGCGUGGCCGGAGGUGGUGUGUGUGUCGGAGCUGAAGCCGGGAUACUCUGACUGCUGCCAUAACUACUUCAAGGUCAACUUUAACCAGAGGGUCACACACCUGCGCCUCAACAUGCACCCAGACGGAGGGAUAGCCAGACUGCGUGUGUACGGCGUUGGACAGAGAGACUGGUCAUCUGUGUCCCCCUACCAGGACGUGGACCUGGUGGCUCUGACCAAUGGGGGAGUCUGCCUCGGCUACAGCGACGCCCACUUUGGGCAUCCGCGCAACAUGAUUGGUCUCGGCCGAGCUGUAAACAUGGCUGAUGGCUGGGAGACGGCACGCAGACUGGACAGACCCAAAUACCUGAAGGCGGAUCAGCGAGGCAUCCUGCAGGUGCCCGGCGGGGAGUGGGCCGUGUUUCGUCUCGCUCAUCCCGGAGAGAUCAACCGCAUCGAGGUCGACACCUACCACUUUAAAGGAAACUUCCCGGACUCCUGCAGGAUCGAGGUUUGCUCUCUGACCUCUGAGGAGGAGGCGCAGUGCGUCAGGAGCAGGUGGAAUUCUGGGAAAUGGCAGGUCCUCCUCCCCCCUCAGAAACUGCGUCCUCAUCACAGACAUCUGUACGGCGAGGCCGAGCUCGCUCUGCGCUCGCCCGCCACUCACGUUCGUCUCAUCAUCAGUCCGGACGGAGGCGUCAGCCGGCUCCGCCUCUGGGGUCGACCCACAGCCCCGCCCACUGGUGCUCCGACACAUCAGAAGAGGCCGGCGUCCAAACUGUGACGCCAUGAAAACUCGACCUCCGUCAUCGAGCGCUGAACAGGAAGAGGAUCUGAAGUUUCUGAUCUGUUUGAUGAUUUUUGCAAGUCGGAGAAAUAAAACAGAAAGAACCGAGA